Penicillium subrubescens is the source of this 1605-nucleotide messenger RNA. RefSeq lists its product as uncharacterized. The record is from RefSeq and is a predicted model, not a curated record. NCBI's taxonomy places the organism in Eukaryota, Fungi, Ascomycota, Eurotiomycetes, Eurotiales, Aspergillaceae. The transcript has a single exon. Gene Ontology annotation, cellular component: nucleus. Bases 1 to 1605 code for a protein of 534 amino acids. Gene Ontology annotation, molecular function: DNA binding.
AUGGCUCCAGUGAACCCCGAGAACGCGGCGCGCAAAGAGCGUCUCGAGCAAGCCGUUGCGGAAGCUCGCGCCUCUAAAAAGCCCAACUACAGUGCACUGGCUCGCAAAUACAACGUCAAACGCGAAUCCCUCACGUACCAUCUUAGAGAGGCUCCCCCCACAGAAUCUCUCAGAAACCGAAUGUCGCAGGAACAGCGAGCAGUGAUGCUAAAAUACGUACAGCAACUUGACGAUGCCAAUAUUCUUGUUUCAGGUGGGUUGAUCGAAGUUACGGGGAAUUAUCUGCUGCAACGAGAUGCAGGGGGGCGCGAGUGCAAGCUUCUCUCGAAGAUGUGGUCAUAUCGCUACUUGGAGCGCUUGACGAUUGAAUUCAAGAACCAAAAGAAAGCGCAUGUGAAUCUGAAGCGCCUCAAGGCGGAGCAUUUGGACGCCUUUGCGGAUUAUUUUCGCCUAUUGAAGAGCAAGAUCGAGGAACAUAAUAUCGGUCCGUCGAAUAUCUACAAUAUGUCAUUGGGCUUUCAAUUCCACCAGCGCGGUCUGCGACGCGGAGUUGCUACCGACAUUGAAGGUAGCGAUACAUCUGCUGCUGCACGCCUGAAGAGCGGGGCCCUGACGAUCAUCGAGUGUGUGGCAGCCAACGGCUUUGCCGUGCCUCCUCUAUUCGUUGUCAAGGGUGAAACACAUCUUGAAUGGUGGGAUGAUUCACCCGAUGUACCAGAGGGUGCCCGUGAGUCUACCUCGCCCACUGGCUGGGUUACACCUAAUCUGGCUAUGCACUGGAUUCGACAUUUUGACGCACACACCAAGAGCCGCGUAUCACGCGGUCAAAAGAGGCUUCUCCUGGUAGAUGGACACGAGUCGCAUUUUCCGCCUGAAUUUUUUGAUAUCUGCGCGACACGAAAGAUUGUUGUUCUUUCCUUUGUGCCAUUUUCCCAAGAGCUUCUUCAGCCACUUGACGGACAGCCCUUUCUAGAAUAUGAGGAGAUCUUACACUCAGACAUCAACAACGGCGAAGCUCCACUUACGGACAAGGAUGAGUUUCUUGCACAAGUUAUGAGCGCACGCCGGGUUGCGUUCAACGAACAGACAAUCCGCGAUAUGUUCGCCAACUGUGGUAUCUGGCCCCUUGACCCAGAGAAGAUCCUUCAGCCACUACAAAAACAACUUGAUGAAGCCCCAGCUCCGCGUGAGGUGCCCAACGAACCCACCCCCGAGCCCCGUGCACCGAGUCCCCCACCCCGAGCGAUUCGCAUAGUGCGUGCUCGAGCUGAGGAAGCGGUUGCUUUGCAAAAGAAGGACGCCAAACAGGUGAUGAAUCAGCUUCGACAAAUUUAUAACCUCAAUCUCAAGACAUGCGGGAUGGUCCUUCAGCUCCAAGACGAUCUCAAAAAGCGAAUGGAAUUCGAGGAACAACGGUCACAGAAUAGACGAACACCAACCGAGGUUCCACCGCGCAGGAAUAUCAAAACAUCGAGGUUAGUGUUUUCGCGCGUGGCAAAGAGGAAACUAGCCGCUCAGGCGAGACGGAGGAAGAGUCUGGCGAAAUAUGGGAUCUCGGGAGCCCGUAAGCGACCAGAAGUUUCAGAGGCUAUGGAGAUAGAUUAG